CAUUUUGGCUUCGCACCUAAUACAUCUGACGCAUUCGUCUUCCUCCUCCCCAGAUCCGAUCCCCCCUCCCUUGAGGAGGCCAGAUCCACCGACCUCCGGCGCAGCAGAUCCGGCGGGCUUGGCGGCCAUGGGGGCCAUGGAGAAGCCGUGCACCCUCCUGGUGCACUUCGACAAGGGCUCGCCGUCGAUGGCGAACGAGAUCAAGACGGACCUCGAGUCCGGCGACGGCGCCGCCAAGGCCGAUGCCAUGCGCCGCGCCAUCUCGCUCCUCCUCAACGGCGAGACACUCCCGCACCUCUUCAUCACCGUCGUCCGCUACGUGCAAUCCUGCGACGACCACGCCGUCCAGAAGCUCCUCCUCCUCUACCUCGAGACCGUCGAUAAGCGCGACGCCGCCACGGGGAAGGUACUGCCGGAGAUGAUCCUCAUCUGCCAGAACCUCCGCAACAACCUCCAGCACCCCAACGAGUACAUCCGCGGCGUCACGCUCAGGUUCCUCUGCCGCCUCUCCGAGCCCGAGCUACUCGAGCCGCUGGUGCCGUCCAUCCUCACCAACCUCGAGCACCGCAACCAUUUCGUCCGCCGCCACGCGCUCUCGGCGAUCUCCGCGAUCUACCGGCUCCCGCACGGGGAGCAGCUCAUCCCCGACGCGCCGGAGCUCGUCGAGCGCGCGCUCGCCUCCGAGCAGGACGCUGCCGCUCGUAGGAACGCGUUCCUCAUGCUCUGCGCGUGCGCGCAGGAGCGCGCGGUCGCGUACCUGCUCACCAACGCCGAGCGCGUCACCGAAUGGCCCGAUCUGCUCCAGAUGGCUGCCGUCGACCUCAUCCGCAAGGUCUGUCGCUCGCAGGGCCGCGCCGACAAGGGCAGGUACAUCAGGAUUAUCAUGGCCCUCCUCUCUGCGCCCAGCACCGCCGUCGUGUACGAAUGCGCCGGCGCCCUCGUGUCCCUGUCCUCCGCGCCCACCGCCGUGCGCGCCGCCGCCAACACUUACUGCGAGCUGCUCUCCUCGCAGAGCGACAACAAUGUGAAGCUUAUCAUCCUGGACCGCCUUCACGAGCUGCGCGCCUCACACAGGGAGGUGAUGGUGGAUGUGGUUAUGGACGUGCUUCGCGCUCUCACCAGCCCCAAUGUGGAUGUCAGGAGGAAGGUGCUGGAUUUGGUGCUGGAUCUCCUCACCCCACGAAAUGUCGAGGAGGUGGUGCUCUACCUCAAGAAGGAGGUGGUUAAGACACAGGCUGCAGAGGCUGAGAAGGGUGGUGAAUACCGCCAGAUGCUGGUGCAGGCCAUUCAUGCCUGCACUGUGAAGUACCCGGAGGUGGCCGGGUCGGUGGUACACCUCCUUAUGGACUUCCUUGGCGACACUAACGUUGCUGCAGCGGUUGAUGUCGUUUUGUUUGUGCGUGAGAUCAUAGAGACCAAUCCCAAGCUCCGUGUGUCCAUGAUCCAGAGGCUGAUUGACACAUUCUAUCAGAUCCGGGCAUCUCGUGUCUGCGUAUGUGCUCUCUGGAUCCUCGGAGAGUACUCCCUCUCGCUGUCUGAGGUCCAGAGCGCCAUUUCCACCAUCAAGCAAUGCCUUGGGGAACUACCGUUCUACACCGUCUCUGAGGAAGGGGAGUCAACUGAUUCCUCCAAGCCAGCCCAGUUGGUGGUGAACUCUGUCACUGUGUCUUCGAGGAGGCCUGUUGUUCUUUCAGAUGGCACUUAUGCCACACAGAGUGCUGCCACUGAGGCUGCCGUUUCAUCUCCAGCUACUGCUCUUGGGUCACUGGCUUCCACCCAGAAUCUCAGAUCUCUCAUUCUAUCCGGUGAUUUCUUCUUGGCUGCUGUUGCUGCCUGUACCCUGACCAAGCUUGUGUUGAGGCUGGAGGAGGUUCAGCCAUCUAAGGUUGAAGCAAACAAGGCUUGUACUGGGGCCUUGUUGAUCAUGGUGUCCAUUCUGCAGUUGGGCCAGUCCUCGUACCUUCCCCACCCUAUUGACAAUGACUCAUACGAUAGGAUUGUUCUCUGUGUGAGGUUGCUUUGCAAUACUGGUGAUGAUGUGAGGAAGGUUUGGUUGCAGUCAUGCCGCCAAAGCUUUGCCAAUAUGCUUGCUGAGAAGCAAUUUAGGGAGACUGAGGAGAUGAAGGCCAAGGCACAGAUAUCUCAUGCCCAGCCUGAUGAUCUUAUUGAUUUCUACCACCUGAAGAGCAGGAGGGGAAUGAGCCAACUUGAGUUGGAAGACGCGGUUCAAGAUGAUUUGAAGGCCGCGACUGGUCAAUUUACGAAGGAUGCAGAUAAUAACAACAAACUGAACCGCAUUCUUCAAUUGACAGGGUUCAGUGAUCCUGUGUAUGCUGAAGCAUUUGUAACUGUUCAUCAUUAUGAUAUUGUACUCGAUGUCACAGUCAUAAACCGAACAAAAGAAACACUCCAGAACUUGUGCUUGGAGUUGGCAACAAUGGGCGAUCUCAAACUUGUUGACCGCCCUCAGAACUACACAUUGGCUCCUGAGUCAAGCAAGCAAAUUCGGGCCAACAUUAAGGUUUCAUCAACAGAGACUGGAGUGAUAUUUGGUAACAUAGUUUAUGAAACUUCAAAUGUAAUGGAGCGAUCAGUGGUGGUCCUAAACGAUAUUCACAUUGAUAUCAUGGAUUACAUCUCACCUGCUGCAUGUGCUGAUGUUGCUUUCCGGAACAUGUGGGCAGAAUUUGAGUGGGAAAAUAAGGUGGCAGUGAAUACUGUGAUUCAGGAUGAAAAGGAAUUCUUGAAUCAUAUUAUCAAGUCAACAAACAUGAAGUGUCUAACACCACCAUCUGCGCUUGAUGGAGAAUGUGGGUUCCUUGCUGCAAACCUUUACGCCAAGAGUGUGUUUGGCGAGGAUGCUCUGGUGAACAUCAGCAUUGAGAAGCAGGCCGAUGGCAAGUUGAGCGGCUACAUCAGAAUACGGAGCAAGACCCAAGGAAUCGCGCUCAGCUUAGGAGACAAGAUUACCCUAAAUCAAAAGGGCAGCAGCAGCUAGCUGAGCCACGAGUCUGUCCGCGACCACUGUGCCACACGAAUAUCACCCCAGUUACCAUAAAGGCCCUAUUUGAACUCAAUUUUUGCUACCUUCCCACCAAUUUUCAUGGAUUGCCAAUUGUUACCGAUGUGCUGGAGUCGUUAUGACAGGUGGUAAUAGAGGUUUCCAUCCUGCAUGAACAGGAUUAUGUAGCUUCGUGUUGUUCUAGCUUACAAAACCAAGAUAUGUGCUCCCAGUGUUUUAUGUUCAUUCUUUGCUAUACUUGUACUGCCGGGUACUGACUUUAUGAAUCCUGCUACUGCUACUGCUACUGCUACUGAUCUUGAUGCCUUCCAAGUUCGAAUAAAUGAUUAUAGAUAUUUUUCUGA
Phragmites australis (common reed) is the source of this 3366-nucleotide messenger RNA. Its product is annotated as coatomer subunit beta-1-like. The record is from RefSeq and is a predicted model, not a curated record. Gene Ontology annotation, cellular component: cytoplasm; COPI vesicle coat. Bases 128 to 2998 code for a protein of 956 amino acids. The transcript is spliced from 4 exons. Gene Ontology annotation, biological process: endoplasmic reticulum to Golgi vesicle-mediated transport; intracellular protein transport; intra-Golgi vesicle-mediated transport. Gene Ontology annotation, molecular function: structural molecule activity. NCBI's taxonomy places the organism in Eukaryota, Viridiplantae, Streptophyta, Magnoliopsida, Poales, Poaceae.